This is a messenger RNA of Dendrobium catenatum, 1640 nucleotides long. RefSeq names its product internal alternative NAD(P)H-ubiquinone oxidoreductase A1, mitochondrial. The record is from RefSeq and is a predicted model, not a curated record. Bases 32 to 1525 code for a protein of 497 amino acids. The transcript has 8 exons. Gene Ontology annotation, molecular function: NADH dehydrogenase activity. NCBI's taxonomy places the organism in Eukaryota, Viridiplantae, Streptophyta, Magnoliopsida, Asparagales, Orchidaceae.
ACCAGAGAGAGAGAGAGGAGCUACGUCCUCUAUGGCUUGGCUCCGGGCCCUAGCUCGGCUUUCUCGUACCUCCAACAAAUUCUCAUUCUCCCCUCCGCCGCCAUCCUUCUCCACUGCCGCCGCUUCCUUUCCGGCGACUCCGUCACCUUCCCCCGUCGCCGGAAACAUUGCUGGAUUGGGCCCGACGGUUCAGGGCAAGGAGAAGCCGCGCGUGGUGGUGCUGGGAUCUGGGUGGGCGGGAUGUCGUUUGAUGAAGAGCAUCGACACGAAUAUUUAUGAUGUCGUCUGUGUGUCGCCGAGGAAUCACAUGGUGUUUACCCCACUGCUUGCUUCCACCUGCGUCGGAACCCUAGAGUUUCGUUCCGUUGCGGAGCCCAUUGGUCGGAUUCAGCCCGCCAUAUCCCAUGCUCCCGGAUCGUAUUUCUUUCUCGCGCGAUGCGCGGCGUUGGAUCCUGAAUCGCACACGGUGCACUGUGAGACUGUUACAGAUGGCACCAUCUCUGCUUCCUUGGAGCCAUGGAAGUUUCAGGUGUCAUAUGACAAGUUAGUCAUUGCUUUGGGGGCAGAGGCUUCAACCUUUGGCAUUAAUGGUGUGAAAGAACAUGCGACCUUUCUUCGAGAAGUGCACCAUGCGCAGGAGAUCCGUAGAAAGCUGCUAUUGAAUCUGAUGUUGUCUGAUGUGCCUGGCAUAUCGGAGGAAGAAAAGCGCAGGCUAUUACAUUGUGUUGUUAUUGGAGGUGGUCCAACGGGAGUUGAGUUUAGUGGUGAACUAAGUGAUUUCAUUACUAGUGAUGUUCAUGAAAGAUACACUCAUGUUAAAGAAUACAUUCAUGUGACCCUAAUUGAGGCAAAUGAGAUAUUGUCAUCUUUUGAUGUCCGCUUGAGACAGUAUGCCACGAAGCAAUUAACUAAGUCUGGGGUACGCCUGGUCCGUGGGGUUGUCAAAGAUGUUCAGCCUGAAAACAUAAUUCUUAAUGAUGGCACUAAAGUUCCAUAUGGCCUCUUGGUGUGGUCAACUGGUGUAGGUCCUUCCCAGUUUACAAAGUCUUUGGAGUUGCCGAAGUCACCAGGUGGGAGGAUUGGCGUUGAUGAAUGGCUUCGGGUUCCUUCAAUACAAGACACGUUUGCAAUUGGCGACUGUAGCGGAUUUCUUGAAAGUACUCAGAAAACUGUGUUACCAGCUUUAGCACAGGUAGCAGAGAGGCAAGGGAAAUACCUAGCACGCCUACUGAACCAAAUCGGCAAAGCAGGUGGCGGAUAUGCAAACCAAGCCAAAAAUAUAGAUUUGGGUGAUCAGUUUGUAUACAAACACCUCGGAAGCAUGGCAACCGUUGGGAGGUAUAAAGCUCUGGUUGACCUUCGGCAAAGCAAGGAGGCCAAGGGCUUGUCACUUGCAGGUUUUGUAAGCUGGUUUAUUUGGAGGUCUGCAUACUUAACUCGAGUUGUGAGUUGGAGGAAUAGGUUCUAUGUGGCCAUAAACUGGCUUACAACCUUAAUAUUUGGUCGUGAUAUAAGCCGAAUCUAAGGGAUUAUAUGUAUUAUUUGUUCUUUCACUGCUGAAAUAAACUAUCUUAUGUAUGAGUUGUUUAUCAUCGUCUUGUUAUUGAAUGAUCAAUCAAGGAGAAAAGUGUUGAACUUUA